Molecule: messenger RNA, 1626 nt
Organism: Moneuplotes crassus
Lineage: Eukaryota; Ciliophora; Spirotrichea; Euplotida; Euplotidae
Source: the annotation of a GenBank genome assembly
UCUCACUAAUUUAAUAAAAUAUAACUCAAAAUUAUCUAUUUGAUGUUCAGUGUGAAAAACGUUAGAAGUGCUAGAAGGUUUAGCAGCUUAGCUAGGAUACCUUCAGCUAGAAAAUUCUCGAUUAUUGAGAACUCGUCAGUGAAAUCUGGCAUAAGUGUACUGCCAAUCUAUAAGAAUGGACAUAAAAUUAACAUCGAAGUGAACCAGACAAAGAUGCAAGAGAGGUAUUCCCCAAAAGUUAAUUCCAAAUUGGGAUCAGAACUGUGCUUUACAAGGGAUAAAGCCUUCAUCAAGUAUUUGACCUCCAUUCACUUAAGAAGUAAGGACAAGGAGACUAUCUCUGCAGCUAGACUGUUAGCUUAUUUUAUUACUCAGAAGGUGAAGCCAGAAGAUGAACCUACUGAUGAUGAAACUUUCCAAGAUACAAUGGACAAAGCUAUCAACCAAGAAGCUCUAGGUGAACUGAAUGUUAAUCCUGAUGUGCUCAAUGGAGUUGCACGAGGUCUCUCUCAUAUUCUAGACUUUAUUAAGAAAAAUUCUAGAAAAAUUCAUGAUGAUAAAUCAUUAAUCCUUAAGGCGGGGUCGCUAUACUGCAGAGGUAAUCAUGACAUCUCCCAGGUUAUCGACUUUGUUAAUUUUGGCGAAACUGUAAGAACUCUGAUAGUCACUAAAGAUGUCUCAGGAACUAAAAAUGAAAGCUCACUGGCAAUGUAUGACUCUCUAGCCCUUGAUGUUGGCCAUUCUUCAUUCCACUUCGUAAAUGACCAGUUGAAUUAUCGAUAUGAAUCCAGUCGCCCAAUUAUUGUUCUGACUGAGAAUUUGGACGAAUAUCUUGCAAAAUCAGUUUUAAGCCAAUUGGAAGGCCUCGCUAAUGGAAUUGUUUUCGUGACUAAAGAUGCAGACUCAGCGACUAUUGACCUUCUUCAAGCAAAGAAAAAAGAAUCUGGACUUGCUCUUUCUGUUGUUAAUCUCUCCGAGGAGGAUAAUGAAGAUUCAGAAUCUUUCGAAAUUCUCAAAGAUAAUUUGAACAAUUUAGGUGAACAAUCCUUUGAUGGUGAAUAUUAUCUCAAGACUUGUGAAAGAGUUAUAAUGGAUGAUGUAUCCACUUUGUUCAUCGAUAAGAAGCUGAAGCGUCCAUCAGAUGGCUCUAAUUCUGAAUACUUUCAAGAAAUAGUUGAAGUAAACCUCCAAAGCCCUGAUGAGACUUGGUGACAUGAAAUUAAAAACCAGCUGCUAGAAGCUAACACUAACCUUGAAGACUCCCUUAUAGAUGGAAUCCUUCCUGAGUUUAACACGACUCUAAAGUUAGCCAAUGAGAAUUUGAAAGAUUUCUAUUCAGACGAACCAAAUAUCCAGAUUGGUCUAGAAAUUGUUCAAGAAUCCAUCGAUGCUUAUCUAGAAGCAAUAGAGGAGAGUGACAAUAAGUCACCCCCUUCAGUCGGAAAAGCUAUUAAGGAAGCUAUCUCUGAUUGUAGUUUCAUUCCUGAGAAAAAAGCCACUGAAGCGAUCACCGACAUUUGGGCUAUUUGUUCUUAUUUGCUUUCUCAAAAAGAGCAAGAGACCCAAACUAGACAUUUUGAAAAUUAAAUAAAUAUUUCUUACAUUUCAAUAUAAUAAAAAUAAUAA